AUGCAAGACCCAUUACUAGCUUAUUCAUUUUUUCCAGAUUCUAGCAGUAUCUUUUUGAGACAUGUUCAUGAAGUUUUGCUAUCGUUGGCUUUUUACACUGUCUGCUAUCAGUAUGUGGCACCAGCUGUAAACAAGAUGGUCUUUGGUGAAAAGUACACUAAUAUUAAAGAUGACGGUUUGAAAAUUGAUUUUGACGUUCACACAGUGUCUAUGUUUCAAUGUGUCGUAACUUACAUCUCCAUUUAUCCAACUAUUUUUUUGAAUUUACCUAGUGAUUCUGUUUAUAAUCUAGGUAAUUUUGCUGACGAAAGAUGUUCCAUGGUCACAGCAAUCGCAAUGGGUUAUUUCAUUUGGGAUUUAUAUCUUUGUGUACGUCAUUAUGACAUUUAUGGAUUUCAAUUUACUUUGCAUGCUUCCGCUACAAUGUACGUUUUAUGUCUAACAAUGAGACCUUUUGCGCAAACGUGGAUCUCAAAAUUCUUGAGUUUCGAACUCAGCACACCUUUUGUGAAUAUCAAUUGGUAUUUCAUGCAAAUUCUCAAGAAUGAAAAGAUUGGAAAAUCAGGCGUUAACGCACAAGGUUCUAAAAGUGCAACGAUGUCAUUAUUGAACACUUUCAAUAUUGUAAAUGGUAUUUGUUUGAUGGUAGUGUUUUUCUUUGUUAGAAUUAUCGGUGGUCCAAUAAUGUUACUUGGAGUGCUUUUUGAUGUUCUAGAGGGAAUUAAUGAGCUACCAGUUAUUCACUACACAAUGCUAUUAUCAUUAAUGAUUGCUAUGGAAACUUUGAGUGUGUUCUGGUUCAUGAAGAUGAUUAAAGUGAUUAGAAAGUUGACUAAUAAAAAAUGA
Messenger RNA from Tetrapisispora phaffii CBS 4417, 846 nucleotides. RefSeq names its product TLC domain-containing protein. The transcript has a single exon. NCBI's taxonomy places the organism in Eukaryota, Fungi, Ascomycota, Saccharomycetes, Saccharomycetales, Saccharomycetaceae. Gene Ontology annotation, biological process: lipid homeostasis. The coding region runs from base 1 to 846 and encodes 281 amino acids. Gene Ontology annotation, cellular component: membrane; endoplasmic reticulum. The record is from RefSeq and is a predicted model, not a curated record.